AUGGGAGGCAGCUCGGGGACCCUGGGCAUCGCCAGAGCCACGAAUCCCCGCGGGUCCUGGGCCUGGACUUUGCCUGCUGGGGGAGCUUUGGAACAGCCCCGCAGCUCGGCGCCCGGCGGAGGUGCAGCCGGGCUGCGCGCCCCCGCCCCCGCCCCCGCACGUGACCGCGCGGGCCACUCAGCGCCCGCGAGCGGAGCGCAGGGCGAGGGGACGGCGCUGCGAGCUGGAGGACUCGGCGCGGCCAGCACAGUGGCCGCGAGAGGCUCCGCCGCCGCCGCAGCUCCGGGCGCCUCGGCAGAACUGCGGCCGCAGCGAGGACGGAAGGAGCCCGCCUGCCCUGGGCGGCCCUGGAACGAGCCUACCGACCGUGCGUCGCGGCCGCGGGCCACCCGAAGGCCCGUGCCCUGCAUCCGCGCCACGUGGGCGCUGCAGACCUCCUCCUUCACCACUGUCCGGAACCGCCGGAGUCUGUUCAGGAUUUUCCUGCGCAAACAGGAGCUGAAGUCUUUUGCCCAGUGCUGGAUUUAAUACGCACAUAUUUUUGAGCGAUUCGGCUUUUUCCCUUCGAUUUUUGGUCUUCGUGUACGUGCCAGCCC
Molecule: messenger RNA, 596 nt
Organism: Galeopterus variegatus (Sunda flying lemur)
Lineage: Eukaryota; Metazoa; Chordata; Mammalia; Dermoptera; Cynocephalidae
Product: skin secretory protein xP2-like
Exons: 3
Coding region: 1-528 (175 amino acids)
Source: RefSeq, a predicted model, not a curated record